Microthlaspi erraticum is the source of this 2280-nucleotide messenger RNA. Lineage: Eukaryota; Viridiplantae; Streptophyta; Magnoliopsida; Brassicales; Brassicaceae. The record is from the annotation of a GenBank genome assembly.
AUGGCUUCCCGGAACGAAAACGAUGACAUUCCCAUGCUUCCAAUUUCAGACUCAUCGUCUCGCACUUCCUGGACUCGUAGCGUUUCACUCUCAAACCCUACUUCCUCCAUUGACGGAUUCGACAACUCGAGUGUGGUUUUAGGCCACACAGGUUCUCUUCGAACCCAGAGAAGACGACCUCCUUCAUUGCAAAUGAGCGGUCCUCUUUACUCUGCUCGCAGGCCUGAAUCUUUCUUUCCUCCUUCUCCUAUUCAACCUCCUGAUUCCUCUAUCGUUGAAAUUCCAUCUGAACUUAAUGAAUUCAUCUUGACUCACGCAAAUAGCUUGAGAUCUGGACACUUGGGUAUGUGUAAUGAUCCUUACUGUACCACUUGCCCUUCUUACUACAACCGCCAAGCUGCCCAAAGCCCCACUUCCAGCGAUUCUGCCAUUUUUUCGGAGUUACGUAAUGCUCUGUAUGAUGUGGCUAAAGGCUGGGCUAGGCGAUUUGCUUCAUCUGUCAAUAGACGCUUGCCUGGAAUCAUGAAUCCUCAUUCCAAAUUCGUUCAAAGCUGGACUAAAUUCUUUGCCCUCUCAUGUUUGUUGGCCAUUUUCAUAGAUCCCCUCUUCUUCUUCCUCAUAUUAGUCCAACAGAACAACAAAUGCAUUGUGAUCGAUUGGCCUAUGGCUAAAGCGUUUGUAGCUGUUAGAACUUUAACGGAUGUUCUGUUCUCUGUGAACAUUCUGCUUCAGUUCCGAUUGGCCUAUGUAGCUCGUGAGCCUAAUGUAGUUGGUGCUGGCCAGUUGGUUGAUAACCCAAGAAAAAUUGCUCGCCAUUACUUCCGAGGAAAGUAUUUCCUUGACUUGUUCAUAGUGAUGCCUCUUCCACAGAUAUUGAUAUUAUGGAUAAUACCAGCACACUUAGGCACAUCUGGGGCAAACUAUGGAGAAAACCUUUUACGCACUGCAGUUCUGUUCCAGUACAUUCCAAAGUUAUAUAGAGUUCUACCACUUCUUGUUGGUCAAACACCGACGGGCUAUAUAUUUGAGUCAGCUCGGUCUAAUUUUGUUAUUAAUCUUCUCACGUUCAUGCUGGCUGGACAUGUUGUUGGCUCUUGCUGGUAUCUUUUUGGUCUACUGAGAGUUAACCAAUGCCUUCGUAUUGCCUGUGGUAAUUCUGAGCGUACGUGUAGAGAUCUUAUAGAUUGUGGUCGUGGAGAUGACGAUAUGUCGUUAGCUGCGUGGAGAAAUAAUGCGAGUGCCAUUGCUUGUUUUCAAGAGGAUGGUUUUCCUUAUGGAAUCUACUCAAAGGCAGUCAAUCUUACCAACCAUACUAGUCUCUUCACAAGAUACAGUUACUCUCUUUUCUGGGGUUUCCAGCAAAUCAGCACGCUUGCUGGAAACCAAGUCCCAAGUUACUUUCUGGGGGAGGUCUUCUUUACUAUGGGCAUUAUGGGACUGGGGCUUUUGGUUUUCGCGCUUCUUAUUGGUAAUAUGCAGACCUUCCUUCAAUCACUCGUUCGAAGGAAUUUGGAAUUUACGGAAAUGACGCUAAGGCGGCGUAAUGUGGAGCAGUGGAUGAGCCAUAGACGGUUGCCAGAAGGUAUAAGAAUGAGGGUGCGAGAGGCUGAGAGGUUCAACUGGGCUGCUACCAGAGGAGUUAACGAAGAAUUGGUCUUUGAGACCAUGCCUGAUGACCUUCAAAGAGAAGAAUUGGUCUUUGAGACCAUGCCUGAUGACCUUCAAAGAGAUAUAAGACGACACCUCUUCAAAUUUCUCAAGAACGUGAGGAUAUUUUCGUUGAUGGAUGAAACAAUCUUGGAUACCAUCCGUGAGAGGCUGAAACCAAGGGCAUACAUAGGGAGUAGCGCGGUGUUCCACCCAGGAGGACUAGUUGAGAAAAUGGUAUUCAUAGUGAGAGGUGAGAUGGAGAGCAUUGGAGAAGACGGUUCUGUUCUUCCUUUAUCAGAAGGAGACGUUUGUGGUGAAGAACUCCUCACUUGGUGCCUCGAACGAAACCCCGAUGGAACGAGGAUAAGGUUGCCAUCGAAGAGAUUGCUUAGCAACAGAAAUGUCAGGUGCGUGACAAACGUGGAGGCGUUUUCGCUGAGUGUAGCAGAUCUUGAAGACGUGACGAGCUUGUUCUCGAGUUUCCUAGGGAGCGAUAGAGUGCAAGGAGCUAUAAGAUACGAGUCUCCUUAUUGGAGGCUGCGAGCGGCAAGGCAGAUUCAAGUGGCUUGGAGAUACCGAAGGAGACGUCUUCAGAGAUUAUACUCUGCUCAAUCCAGUUCCAGCCGUUAG